UUCGAAAGAUUAUAAAAAUCAAGAUAACCAAAAAACGACGACAUAGAAAUGUAAAAAGCCGGUGAACUGCAUCGUAAAUGGAAGGCUGUAUUCAUGGCUCUAGUGAGAACGUUUCUUUGCGUGGCAUUGCCGUUGUUCUUCGAAGUAUCGUGUCUACCAGAACGUAAUGAAGACACAAGACUGUCAUUCUUUGCUGUAGGGGACUUUGGAGGGACUGAUUUGUUCCCAUUUUAUACGUACACGCAAAAGAGAGUCGCUCAAACGAUGGGAAAGUUAGCAGAUCUUGGAAACAUAUCAAUGAUUCUCGGCUUGGGUGACAAUUUUUACUAUGAUGGCGUGCAAACAGUCGACGAUCCAAGAUUCAAGACCACCUUUGAAGACGUCUACACUGCGCCUGCGCUAGAACGCGCCAAGUGGCUUAUGAUUGCUGGUAACCAUGACUACCGUUCGAAUAUUUCAGCUCAGAUUGCGUACACCAAGAAGUCUCAUCGGUGGCAUUUUCCUUAUUAUUAUUUUACCACUGUGAAGAAGAUCCCUAACACGGACAUGACGGUGCAAAUAGUUAUGAUAGACACGAUGUUACUAUGCAAUGAUGGAGAAAACUAUGGAUUUCCCUCAGCAUCUGAACAGCUAAAAUGGAUCGUGAAGACAUUGGAAGAUUCCAAUGCAGAUUAUUUGAUCGUCGGAGGACAUCAUCCUAUAUUUUCAGCUGGUUUCCAUGGAAACUCUGAUUGCUUGUUAUCAAGUCUUAAGCCCCUGCUUGAGAAGUAUGACGUCACAGCUUACAUUAGUGGACACGAUCACAACCUACAGCAUAUUAAAGAAGAGGAUUCCAGCGUGCAUUACUUUAUUUCCGGUGGUGGUAACUUCUUUGUCCACGCUCCAAUGAGUUAUUCUACUCUACCAAAAAACUCCCUCAAGUUGUUUUAUGGCCUGACUGGUGGAUUUACCGCCUUCGAUGCUACUCCUUCGUCUUUGAAAGUAACAAAAAUAAGUCAUAUUGGAAAAGAACUUUACACUACAGAAAUCAAACUGAAGAAGGAAAGACAAAGAAGAGGCGUUACCUUGGCGACAAGAAAACGCGCGAGACGCUCUUUUCUGGGCAAACGUUUACGGAUGCUAAGAGGUAAAAAAGGCGCAACAACAAUCAAGAGCUUCAUUGGACAAAGUCCAAGAAAAAGAACUCGAAAGAACCAAAAGCAAAGGAAAUAGAGGCCCUUUCGUUUUGUUUUAUUCGACUUAUAUAAUUGGAGGUCAGCCUCGUUUUAAUGUUCAUCCAAAAGGCGACCCAGGAGAGAGAAAUUAUAAUAUAUAUCUAAAUAUUAUGAUAUUUAUCAUACAUUAACUGGGAACACUA
Actinia tenebrosa (Australian red waratah sea anemone) is the source of this 1357-nucleotide messenger RNA. RefSeq names its product tartrate-resistant acid phosphatase type 5. NCBI's taxonomy places the organism in Eukaryota, Metazoa, Cnidaria, Anthozoa, Actiniaria, Actiniidae. The record is from RefSeq and is a predicted model, not a curated record. Gene Ontology annotation, molecular function: acid phosphatase activity.